Ailuropoda melanoleuca (giant panda) is the source of this 7007-nucleotide messenger RNA. RefSeq names its product hypoxanthine-guanine phosphoribosyltransferase. Gene Ontology annotation, molecular function: magnesium ion binding; hypoxanthine phosphoribosyltransferase activity. Gene Ontology annotation, cellular component: cytosol. The record is from RefSeq and is a predicted model, not a curated record. Gene Ontology annotation, biological process: hypoxanthine metabolic process; GMP salvage; IMP salvage. NCBI's taxonomy places the organism in Eukaryota, Metazoa, Chordata, Mammalia, Carnivora, Ursidae. The transcript has 2 exons. The coding region runs from base 3520 to 4194 and encodes 224 amino acids.
GGCCACCAAGCUGGCCGUCGCCGAUUCGAAGCGGCCUCCUCCGCAACCAACGUCACUGCUACGCCCCCUCGGAGGACUCACUGGCUGUUGGCCGCACCCGACAGCUACCAAUGGGAGGCAACAUCCGCCCGAGGCGCAGGCCCCAUUGGUUCAGCAGCUGCCUGUCCCUCGUGCGACCUCUCACCCGGAGGCCGUUUCCGCCGGUAACGGCAGAAGUCCCGCCUUCUACGCUGGGCCCUGAGGGGCCGGUGCCAGUGCCAGUGUGGAGUGCGUGAUUCCCUCGAGGAGGUGUAAUUUGGGUCCUUUGCUUCUUUUUCUCUGUUGUCCGCUUGUCCCUCCUCCGUCCUUCGUCUCGAAGCGGGAAGCAGCUCUUCCUCCUCUCAGCUUCCAAUCCAUCUCAGGCAGGCAGGUCUCAGCGUAGAUGCUGUGAUCGCCUCAGAACAAAUUUCUUUGCCCUUUAUAGCCGCUACGGUUCUGGGGUGUCCGAGCCUCAAGGCUUUUUGUUCGGCCCGCAGCCCUCGAGCGGGGGCCUGACCGGAGCACCGCCCGGCAGCGGAUCGUGGCUCUAGCCAUUCUGUCGGCCCUGCUCGCUCUAGCCAGCUAUCUUUGUCUAUACCAGGUUUCUCCACAUUGCCCUACCCACGAGCUAAGGAAUCUGAAGCCCCAAGAGGUGAAGAAACUUGCCCUGGAGAUUACAGAGCUGAGAAGACAGGGAGCCAGGAUUUGAGCCUUGGCAAUUUGAUUAAUUUCUGUAGUCUAGAUUAUCAUCCUGAGCUUUGGGUUUUUGAUUUAUAUCUUGUUUAGGGUAUAGAGUAGUUAUAUAGUUUGCAAAUAUUUUGAUAAUGAGUGAUAGACAAAUGUAGAUUUUUAUCCAGUAAUUUAAAGCAGCUCGUUUCACUUGUGCUCCUAGGGGUAAGGAAAUAGAUUUCUAUUUCCCAUCUGAUCUCAGCUAAGCAGAGUUAGGACUGGUUAGGAUCCGAUGUCAUUUAGUUUCUAAAUCUUCCUUUCUGAAAGGGAAAUACAGGCAUAGAACAGGAAAGAAAAGGAAAAGACUUAUGUAAUUGACAAAUUGAAUGUUUAGACCCUGAUAAUUGAGAAUUUCCACAUCCUUUGUUGGGGAGAAUAUUCAACUAAGAGAUUAGGCACAUGACCUUGGGGAAAAACCUACCAGAGCCUCAGCUUUUUCAUCUAUUGAACGUCAGGGAUUUCUGUCCUGUUGGUUUUAGUGGCUUGUUUCAAGGAUCAGAUAAGAUACUGUAUAUUAAAGUGUUUGGGAAGUUGUAGGAUAAUAGGAAUGCUAUUAAUCAUGUGAAUAUACUAUGGGAAGAAAUUUUAGAAGCUCUUCAAGAAAACCAUCUCUUGAGAGUCAAAAGUUCCAAGAUUUCUUUCAAUGGAAAGUAAUGUUUGGUGAUUAUGUUGAAUUUGACAGACUUUUGGAAAUAUUUUUUUAAAUGUUCUAAUUAUUCUCAUAUUGGCUACAUAGAUGCCUUUUUUAUUAAAAGACUGGGCCCUUAGACCCUUGACUUUCCCUUUUCUUAGAGCAUUUACUUCAAGAAAACUAAUUGUAGGGGUGCCUGGCUGGCUCAGUCGGUGGAGCAUGUGGCUCUUGAUCUUGGGGUUGUAAGUUUGAAUUCCACGUUGGGUGUAGAGAUUACUUUAAAAAAUAAAGUCUUUAAAAAUAAAAGAAAAGAGGGACUGGGCCUUAACCUUUAUUCAACAACUCAAGAGUAAAACAGAAGUAUCCCCUGACACCUGAGCCAGGAACAAUACUAGGUAUAACUCAUGUAGCCUUUUUUUGUGUGUGCUUUUGAAAGUGCAAUGUGCUAGGCAAUCAGUUUUCUUUGUCUUGACUCUUUUUUUGUCCUUUUUUUUUUUUUUAAAGAUUUUAUUUAUUUAUUUGACAGAGAGCAAGCACAAGCAGGGGGAGCUGCAGAGAGGGGGAGAAGCAGGCUCCCCAAUGAGCAGAGAGCCCAACUUGGGCUCGAUCCCGGGACACUGGGAUCAUGACCCAAGCUGAAGGCAGACGCUUAACCGACCGAGCCACCGAGGCGCCCCUGUAUUUGAUUAAUUGAAAAGCAUUUUAGUUUUAUACAGAAAAUGUUUUAAUUUUUCUUCUGUUUUAAAGUUUCCAUUGAAGUAAAAUAAGCUACUAAAUAUAAAGAGCUACCUCUAUAGAAUUUGAGUGAUAAUAUGUAUCCUAAAUUUCUAAAUUUUUAAAAUAGGAUAUAUAGGGGCACUUGCCUGGCUCAAUCAGAGGAGUGUUCAAGCCCAACAUUAGGUGUAGAGAUUACAUAAAUAAAUAAAUACAUACAUACUUAAAAAUAUAUUAAAAUAGGAAAUAAAUGUACAUGGUAUAAAAUUCAAAGGGUACAAUGUAUAACAUGCAAUGAAAAUAAGUCUGCUUGCCACCCUUUCCCCAGCCUUAUUCCUCUACACUGGUAAAGGUAACCACUGUCACCACUUUCUUGUGUAGCCUAGAGAGGUUUUAUUCAUAUUCAUAUGCAGUGUGUGUGUAUCCCUAUUUUAAAACUAGUGAUGGAGCAUGCUACAUACAUGGUUCUUCUUCCAUCCAGUUAGCUAUAUUUCUUGGAGAUUGUCACAAAUCCACUGCCUCUUUUCUUUUUUAAAUGGCAAUAGUAGCUACCCUCAAUUGAGUAUUUACUAUGUGCUGGAUAUUUUACAUAUCUUAAACCUUUUUAUUAUAAAUUGCAAUAUGAAUACAGAAAAGUACAUAAAAUGCAAGUGUACAGUUUAAUGAAUAAUUAUAAAUCCCUAGGUAUUCAAUAUCGAAAUCAAGAAAAAGAAUGUUGUCAGCAUCAAGAAGUCCUCACUUUUUCACCCCAGCUUAAUUCCCUCUUCCAUAAAAAAAUUAACUUUUCUUUAUUGUACAGUCUUUAGAAUUUUACCAUUUAGCUUCUGUCUUAAAUACUAUAGCUUGAUAUCCAGUAGAACAUGUCUUUUCCACCUUCAGAGUGUCUUCUGGUAUUCUUGGUACUUGUAUUUCCAAAAAUUUUAGAAUUAGCUUGUCAAGUUGGCAAAGCAAACCUAUUAUAUAUUGUUAAGUAAGAAAAGUAAGUUAUUUAACAGUAUAAUAAUACUAUACCAUUAUUUUUAAAUAUACCUCAGUCUUAAGUCUCAAUUUCUUAAUUGAGAAAUUGAGAAGUUUCUCAAUUUUUCAAGUCUUAAGCCUCAAUUUCUGUAUUUUAGGAUUUUUUAAAAAUUGCAUGAAUUUACUAUUUAAUAUUUAUCAGGAAUGAACAAUUUUCUGUUUUGAAAUGAUAAAUUGUGUUACUUCAAGAUGAUGAAACAUUAUGUAGCUAUUAAAAUUGUUGAUAUCUAUGUUUUUCGAAGAGUAAAUUGUAAGUAUGUUACUUUUUUGUCUACAUUUUCUUGUUAUUUAAAAAAAAAUCCCUGUUUAUCUAUCAGGAACUUACUGAGCUUGAAAAACCUUUAAGAACUUAAAACUAAAAGUAAUACAGAAGAGAACUGCCCUCAGUCCACGCACCAGCCAGCUCCAUUAUGGCAACCCGAAGCCCCAGCAUUGUGAUUAGUGAUGAUGAACCAGGUUAUGACCUAGAUUUAUUUUGUAUACCUAAUCAUUAUGCUCAGGAUUUGGAAAAGGUGUUUAUUCCUCAUGGAUUAAUUAUGGACAGGACGGAACGGCUUGCACGAGAUGUGAUGAAGGAGAUGGGAAGCCAUCACAUCGUAGCCCUCUGUGUGCUCAAGGGGGGUUAUAAAUUCUUUGCUGACCUGCUGGAUUACAUUAAAGCACUGAACAGAAAUAGUGAUAGAUCCAUUCCUAUGACUGUAGACUUCAUUAGACUGAAAAGCUACUGUAAUGACCAGUCAACAAGGGACAUAAAAGUAAUUGGUGGAGAUGAUCUCUCAACUUUAACUGGAAAGAAUGUCUUGAUUGUUGAAGAUAUAAUUGAAACAGGCAAAACAAUGCAAACCUUGCUUUCCUUGGUCCAGCAGUAUAAUCCAAAGAUCGUCAAGGUUGCAAGUUUGCUGGUGAAAAGGACUCCUCGAAGUAUUGGAUAUAGACCAGACUUCGUUGGAUUUGAAAUUCCAGACAAAUUUGUUGUAGGAUAUGCCCUUGACUAUAAUGAGUAUUUCAGGGAUUUGAAUCAUGUUUGUGUCAUUAGUGAAACUGGAAAAGCAAAAUACAAAGCCCAAGAUGAGAGUUCAAGUUGAGUUUGGAAACAUCUAGAGUCCCAUUGAAAUCACUUGUAAAAUGAUCAAAGGUUCUAGUUGUGUGGCCAGCCGCUUUGCGGGGCUUCUUGCAUUAUCUUCUAAGAAUUUUAUCUGUUUGGUAUGUUUGUUAGAAAUGUCAUUUGCUGCGUUCCGAAAGUCUUCAUUUGCACUAUAAGCCUAUAGACCAUCAGUUCCCUUUGGGUGGAUUGUUGUUUGACUUGUGAAUGAAAAAUCUCUUAAACCACACCACUGUUGAAUGAAAAUAUUGAAAUUGUAUCUGUAGGAAACAUUUAAAGAGAAGAUAUAUUCAUUUUUAAUUGGCAUUUUAAUUUUUAUAUAUUCAGGAAAAAACAAGUGAUUGAAUAUUGUUAAUUAUGCCACUGUGUUUAGAAAAGUAAGAAGCAGUCAGUUUUUGUAUCAAUGACACUAUUUAAGAGGUAUUGUUUUGUUGGAUAAACCAUGUGUCCUUGAAUUGUUUUAGUGUUUCAGUAGUAUUAACUGUAUUUUCCUGCUUAUUCAGAUUAUUUCUGGUGAAUCUUUGUCAACAGUUUAAGUACAAAUCAAUAAAUUCCAAAAUACUUAAAAAAAUAAAAGUAAUAUGAGAGAACAAAAAAGGUCAGUGAAAGAUGUUUAAGAUAUAAUUACAUUGGGGCACCUGGGUGCCUUCAUCGGUUAAGGGUCGGCCUUCAGCUCAGGUCAUGAUCACAGGGUCCUGGGAUAGAGCCCCACCUCAGGCUCUCCACUCAGCGGCGAGUCUCCUCCUCCCUCUGUGACCUCUCUUGCUUUUACUCUCUCUCUAAUGAGUAAAUAACAUUUAAAAAAAGAUAAAAUUACAUUAAAGCUAUUUCAUAUGUUAUAGGUUAAAUCAAAUACAGGUAAUGUACCAAAGUUUUAUGUUGCAUUAACAUGACAGUUCCCAUCUGUCUGGACAUCUCUGAUACUGAUAGAAAGAUAAGGUGUCUUUUUGCUCUGCUCUGUUUUAAGUAGGCUCCACACCCAGUGUGGAACCUUGAGUGUGGAGCCUAACGCAAGGCUUGAACUCAUGACCCUGAGAUCAAGACCUGAGCUGAGAUCAAGAGUCAGACACUUAACCAACUGAACCACCAAGCCACCCUGGAAGGAUAAAGUUUAUAGUAGAUUUCACUGUGCUGCAGUUCAAGUUGCAUAAUUUAUGUCUCUGUUUUAUAGGCGUCUUUUCCCUCAUUUUCAGUAUUCUCAAGUUUCAGGCUUUUAUCUGUUGCCCGUACCCUAGCCAAGAAUUAAAAAUUCUUUGGCAAAUGUUACAAAACCAGGCAAGAAUCCCCAGGCAAGUGAGGGGCCCUAAAUCAUAAGCUCCACCAGCUUCAUAGUAAAUCCACCUCUGAGUACUGCUACUAUUUCUGAGCCUGCCAUUGGGGGCCAGUGUAGGACAACCAACGGCCCAAAACAUGGAGUAAGUUUAUGUAGUCUUGUCCUUUACUUGUAACUGGGCUGUUCCAAAGGGCAAAAAACAUUUUAUAGAGAAAUACUAUCUGCUACUUGUGUAGAACAGCUUCCAUGCAUGUCUUUCUGGAUUUCGUGGUUUUUUUUUUUUUUUUUACAGAUUGCCAGAGCUUUAAAAAAAUUUUCCCUUAAAAAUUUUUUAAAACUAUGUUAACUAUGUUAAAAAAUAACAGUUAAUUCACAUGUAUUUUUUGUGACUCAGAAUAUACAGUCAACCUAAAUGUCCAUCAAUAAGGGAUGCUAAAUCAACUGUGGAGGUGAUACUAUGGAAAUACUGUGCAAAGUUUUAAAACUGAGGUAGAUUUUUAUGUAUUGAUACGGAGUGAAGCUCAGGAUUUAUUUUUAAAUGAAGAGAACGGUAUGUACAAUGUGAUCCUAUUUGUGUAACCCCCUCCCCCUCCCCACCAAUCUAGACAGAUACCAACAGAUACUAGAUUGUGGCUCCCUCUGGGUGGAAUUGGAGGGGAGUCGAAAGGAUUUUUUUUUUACUUAUUUGUAUUGUAUACAUCCUUUAAGGCCAAGAAUGAAUUUCUGUAUUACUUGUUUGAUUGAAAAUGAAUUUUAGAAAAGAAAUGUAGUGAAUGUAAUGGUUCAGUUAGCUUUUAGCAUUGAAAUUUUUCAAAAAGGUUUUUAUUUAUUUUGAGAGAGAGAGCAUGAUCGGGGGGAGGGGCAGAGGGAGAAGAAGACCCCACUGAGCAGGAAGCCUGAUCCCAGGACCCUAAGACCAUGACCUGAGCCGAAAGCAGACUCCCAGCUGACUGAGUCACCCAGGUGCCCCAGAAAUUUUUUUUUUUAAAUUGAGUUUGCCACUGUGCUCUGAUUCUGCAGCAGAGUAGUCUAAUGGAGAGUAUGGAUUUAGGAAUCUGAAGAACUGAGCUCUAUUCAAGAUCCAGUAUGAAUUCCGUAACUAUGGAUGUGUAACUUCAUAUCCUUGUAUAUCAGGGAAGACUGAGUGGUAUAGUGGGAAGAAACGAGCUUUAGCCAGUUUACUGUUUAUUUGUCCCAUUCAUUUAAAAAAAGUGGAACAAAAAUAUGUAUUACAUCCUAGGUAGUAUGCCAGGUUCCAGAGGCACAGUGGUAAAUAAGAUGGGGUUCUCUGCCCUCGGGAAGUACAAUUUAUUGAUUUUGAUCAUCUGUUCACCUCUUGAGUCCACUUCUCCAUGUGUAAAAGGUGUUGAGAACACUACCUACUACAUAUUCCACAAGAAUUACUGUUGUAGGGGCACCUGGGUGGCUCAGUCCAUUGAGCGUCUGCCUUCGGCUCAGGUCAUGAUCCCAGGGUACUGGGAUGGAGCCCCGCAUCGGGCUCCCUGCUCAGCCGGGAGUUUGCU